Salvelinus sp. IW2-2015 is the source of this 1951-nucleotide messenger RNA. RefSeq lists its product as uncharacterized. Lineage: Eukaryota; Metazoa; Chordata; Actinopteri; Salmoniformes; Salmonidae. The record is from RefSeq and is a predicted model, not a curated record.
AGAGACAGGAAGAGAGGAAGAUGUCACAGGUGAAGGAAAUAAUGACGCAAAGGAUGGGUAGAGAAAAGAGCGACACACCUUAAAAAAUAAUAGUUGGGGGGGAGAGUCGAAGUUAUAGACAACAAAUACUUUGGCAUUUGGUGUGGUCUCUACAGUGCAAAAGAAUGGUGAUGGAACAGUUCUUUGUGGCUGUGCUAAUGAUGUCUGCACACCUAGCAGUCUCAUAUCCUCUGACUACAGAGAGCUAUUACAUGGAUGGAGGGAGACAAUGCAGACUGUGUCCACCAGGUCAUUAUCAGAAGUCCUGUUCAGAGUGCUCUCCCUGUCGAGAUGGUUCCUACACAACACGAUUGAACGCAGAGUCCAGUUGUCAUUCCUGCUUCAAAGACUGCAAACGUGAUUUGCACCUGGUGGAGGAUGAAGCGUGUACUUCUAUAUCGAACGCUAGAUGUCGCUUGGAGGCUGGUUUUCCUGCACUGACAAAGACGACCAGACAGGAAACUGUAGAGACUGUGAGAAGAUCCCUCAGCUGCCCACACCUCCCCUGCCACCUAGCGAUGUAGUGGGCAUCAGAAACAACCAGACAGGAACUUCCUCUGAACACAGCAGGACUUCCUCUUCCGCUGGACGCUGUCAACCUCCCAACUGUGACACUCCACGACCACCAGUCUCACAAGCAGGCAAUGCCACUCAUCACACCACAGCUGACGCCAGCAAACACUUGGCAGCCAUUUUGUGUCCUAUGGUGGUCAUUGGAAUCCUAGCCGUUAUCAUUCUGUUAUGUAUCCGUCGCCCAGGAGAUGAAGCCUGUUUCAAACAAGCUCUCAAGUUCUGUAACAAGGGAGUAAGAGAAGCGUCGCCUAAUAAGACCAAAGAGCCAACUCAUCAACACUGUGCCAGAGAGACACAGCCCAGAAUUAAGCACCAGACAGUGGAUCCACCACCUUUUACAGCAGCAAAUAUGGGCCCAGUCCAUGUCCACAAUGCUGGAACAGUCAUCUUCAGUUUACUCAACCAGUUCACUGGUAUGGGUGGAGGGACGGAAGAGAGAGGGCAGAAAGAGAGGGAUGAGGAAGUAUGUCCGACCCACCCCACAUUCUCCCCUAACAUCCAUCUAUCCCAGGAGGAAAGGGAUGGAGAGAUGGACUGUAUAUUCUUCCCUUCACAGGAACAAGGGAAGGACAGUCAUGUUUCUAAAGAGGAGGUGCAUUGAGGGGAGGGAGAUUGAGGACAGAGGAGGCUCCAAGUGAAAGCUUCCCUUCUAGGAUCAGUUUAGCCAACCCUACAUCCUAAUGUUAAUCAUAAGAAGGAUUAAGACUGGUCUGACCCUGGAUCAGUGGUAAGGGACAACAUCUACCUGGGGGUCUAUUCAGUCUGUAUCACUGAAGCGUUACAGAUUGCUUGAUAGAAAUGUAAAGGUCAUUUUGAUUGAGCCGACAUAUGCAGUGUUUAACGUGGAUGCAGUCUCCACUGACGCGAGAACAUUGCCUUUACAUUUCUAUCAGGCUGUAAAGCUGAACUUCUGAGAUACAGAUUGAAUGGAGCCCUUACUCUCAGAAGAACACCGGUGAAUCCCAAAACUCUAGAAUGGCCAUUAUUUCCUGUCCCAAAACUCUAGAAUGGCCAUUAUUUCCUGUCCCAAAACUCUAGAAUGGCCAUUAUUUCCUGUCCCAAAACUCUAGAAUGGCCAUUAUUUCCUGUCCCAAAACUCUAGAAUGGCCAUUAUUUCCUGUUCCAAAACUCUAGAAUUGCCAUUAUUUCCUGUCCUAGACCUAGAUAGAGCUAGACAUCUCACUAUGCUGGUCAUGUACACAUCCACUUGCUCUCCUUUUAUUGAACUGUAUAAUAAGCUUUCAGUCUCAACUGCUGCAAACUGUUUUUUUCUGUGUUCAUGUGGCACCUUGAACUGUUUUUGCACAAAUUAAAAUAUUAAAUAUAAUUUUUCAAUGAA